Periconia digitata is the source of this 591-nucleotide messenger RNA. NCBI's taxonomy places the organism in Eukaryota, Fungi, Ascomycota, Dothideomycetes, Pleosporales, Periconiaceae. The record is from the annotation of a GenBank genome assembly.
GUCAUGAUUCGAGCAGAAUGCACACAGCCCGUCCAACAGCCUUCUUUCUUUCUUUCUCUCGCGCGACCACUCAUUCACCGUACCCAAGGCUCAUCGUCAACCCACGUUGUUUUGAAGGGACGAAACAGUGACUCCUUUUGUCACAGGACUGGUGCCCAGGCACAUAUGUACAUACGUCCUGCCAGCACGGUCCCGUCAGCCCUGUUAGCCAACGCGCUGAGGCGUCGCAGAGAUCUGCAUCUGCCCUGUGCCAUCAGACUCGCAUGCAUGCACAUGUUUUCUUCAGCACUCCAUACCGGGCCAGCGGGAGACGCGAUACAGAUCCCCCAUUUUCCCACUGUACGUUGUCCCGUCGCAACGCCAUCUACCGCUCCAGGGCAAGCAAACAAAGCCUCUCUACAAACAUGGCGGGGCCCAGGCCUUCUAAGAGUCGCCGACCGUCUCCCAAUUCUUCGCCUCUUACGCUCGGCCAUGUUGCCGAUUCGGGCACCUUUUUCCCCCUUCACCCAGCAACAACAUUGCCCAAGCAAAGAACGAAAAACAUCAAUAAAAAAAAGGAGUCGGGAUACGAAAAGGCAAUCAAAUGCAUAA